AUGGGUAGCGUCGUGGUGGAAGACGCGGAUACUGACACAGUGUAUGUGGCGGUGGGAAGGAACGCGGAGAAGACGCAACAACUGCUGCAUUGGGCGGUUAAUAAUUUAUCUGGCAAGAAUGUUUGCCUUCUUCAUAUUCACCAACCUCACGCCCUCAAUUCGUUAUCAGACAGAAAUCUUUCUGUGUAUGAACCAAAAGACCUUCCAAUCCAGGCAUUUCAGGAGCAAGGAAAUCAAAUGGUGGACGAACUUCUAGACCAAUACAUUCUCACUCUGGUCCCGGCAGGAGUACGGGCCUGUAAAUUGUUGAUUGAGAUGGAUGAUAUUGAGAAAGGGAUCGCAAAAGCUAUUGCUCAACACAAUAUUAGAUGGCUUGUAGUGGGAGCAGCAGCAGAUGAAUAUAACAUGGGCAAACUGGCUAAGCAAGAUUUGGACAAAGCUAAUUUUGUACGUGAACAAGCAUUGCUAUCCUGUAAUAUUUGGUUCAUUUGCAAGGGCAACCUCAUAUGUACUAGAUAUUUGGUGUACUGCACGAGUGUCCUUGUCAAUAUCUUUGGAGCAGGUUAUGAUAUGGAUGGAUGGGCUGCAAAGAAACAGCAUAUUCAUUCAAUUUGGUUAUAUAGUAAGCAUACUUCUGACAUAGAGACUAGACCUGCAUUGUUGGCGGUCAAUUCAAAUACAGAAGCCAAACAAUCAGAAAAGACUAAAUCAGAAUCGAUUCCUGAUGCAUUGAAAUAUUUAGAUUCGGAUGAUAUGAAAGAAAUCCAAAGUAUCAGUUCCCACCGUUCCUUAAAUUCAAAAUGGUCCUUUAAUAAUGUCAUGGACAGGUCAAAGUUGGCAGAUUUGAUGUUUCAUGAGGAUGAAGCGUUUGAAAGCCAGUGUUCUAAGGAAAUAAAAGGAAGAAAAGAAGUUGAAGAACAAUUGGCAAGGACGAAUCAAGAAGUACAGAAAAUCAAGAAUGAGCAAGAUGAAAUACUUGAAGAAUUGCAAAUGAUCAAAGACCAAAAUUCAGUACUCAUGAACCAAAUUUCUGAGUCCCAGUGUACGGAAUCAGAGUUUGAGGAGAAGAUCAUAUCAGCUGUGGACCUCUUGAUAAGUUUCAGGGAAAAGAGAGACAGGAUUAGAAUAGAGCAUGCAAAUGCAGUUAGGGAAGUCCAAGUGCUUAGAAAAUUUGAUGAAGCAGAUACUUCCUUCUCUUAUCAGGUAGAAUUCCCUUCAUUUUCUUUCGUGGAGAUCAACGAGGCAACUCAUGAUUUUGAUCCAUCUUGGAAGAUUGGUGAGGGAAGGUAUGGAAGUGUUUACAAGGGAUUGCUUCGCAACAUGCAUGUUGCUAUAAAAAUGUUACCCUCUUAUGGUUGUCAAAGUCUAUCAGAGUUCCAACAUCAGGUAGAGGUCUUGAGUAGGGUAAGACAUCCAAACCUGUUAACACUAAUUGGAAGCUGUGCAGACUCUAGGUCACUUGUGUAUGAGUACCUAAACAAUGGCAGCCUUGAAAAUCACCUUGCCCGCAAAGAAAAAAAUCCACUUCCAUGGCAAAUUCGAAUAUCCAUUGCUACAAACAUAUGCUCCGCUCUAAUCUUCCUUCAUUCCAGCGAGCCUUGUACUAUCCAUGGGAAUUUGAAACCUAGUAAGGUCCUCCUUGAUGCUAACUAUGUUGCCAAACUGAGUGACUUGGGCAUCCCUAGUUUAGUCCGGCAAAGUUUUGAUUCAGCUGAUGCAAGCACAAUAUGUAAUAACCCAAAUGAACGUUUGGCAUAUGUGGAUCCAGAGUAUUUUGUCACUGGCAAGUUUACACCAGAAUCAGAUGUAUAUUCAUUUGGAGUCAUAUUGUUACAACUUCUAACUGGAAGACCACUUGUGGGGUUAGUUAGGGAUAUGAAGUGUGCAUUGGAAAAGGAAAACCUUAAAGCAGUCUUGGACUUUUCAGCUGGUGAAUGGCCACUUUAUCAAACUGAACAGCUGGCAUAUUUAGCAUUGAGGUGUUGUGACAAGAGUUGGUUGAACAGGCCAGACCUUGUGUCAGAAAUCUGGAGUGUUCUUGAACCAUUCAAAGCUACUUGCAUUGACACAUCCCCAUAUUUUAUUUCUAAGAAGCUUCAUCGUGUUCCUUCCCAUUUUGUCUGUCCCAUUGUCCAGGAAGUAAUGGAAGAUCCAUACAUAGCUGCAGAUGGCUUUACGUAUGAAGCAGAGGCAAUCAGAGGGUGGUUAAAUAGUGGCCACGACACUUCUCCCAUGACAAACCUCAAGCUUGAUCACUUGGAUUUGGUACCUAACUAUGCCCUACAUAAUGCAAUUCUGGAGUGGCAGCAACAACAGUAA
Sphenostylis stenocarpa is the source of this 2319-nucleotide messenger RNA. Lineage: Eukaryota; Viridiplantae; Streptophyta; Magnoliopsida; Fabales; Fabaceae. The record is from the annotation of a GenBank genome assembly.